UGUUUGUUGUGAUGUGAAGAGAAGAGGAGGUUACUCGGGGAGAGAAGAGAAAAAAAGGAAAAAAAUAAAAAUAAUAUUUCUCUAGAAGGUUGCAGGCCCAAUAGACGAUUGAACACAUAUUUUGGCAUACUUCAGAGUCUUUUUCAUUGAAGUCCGUGAGAGAACAGAGCAGUUCAAACAGCAUUGCAAAACAUUAUCAAUCUGCGUUGAUUCCUACAUACUCGGCAACAUUGUCAAAAUGUUAUUGAACCCUUCCCCUCUAAAACAAGAAAGAAGUGAACCAUCGUUGACCUAGCGGUUUCUUCACAGUGAUGACUUCUUUGAUGCUAAGAGAGCUUUGAAGGACGCACAUAACCCGAAGCCUCUAAAAUGCUGUUUCGACCUUACACCCUUGUCAUUCGAGGGUUGAAAAGCCCAAUCCAGAUAGUACUGCACCAGCCCAAACAGAAGUUGACGACUCUCAGUAUUAUCCCUCUGCGCCCAGCGAAAUUGUUUUUGCGCAGUCAGAUCUGCUUUUCUAGAAUUUUCAGCAGCUCCACGGAGAAACCUGUUGAUGAUGUUGGAAAUGAACCAAAACCAGAGGAGAAGGUCACAGUCAAACUGAAAGAGGUCGUCGCAAAGGCUCUUCCAAAGAGGAGGCAGAGGGUCGACUCCUCCGCCACUUCUUUGGAGAGGAACUUUGUGACGCCUUUGCGAGCCAUGAACGAUUUCUUGCUCAAACAAAAUGAGCUAGACGAAUUGAGAAAAAUUCAGCGUCGCUCCCCGUUCGAGAAUGAGCCACCCAUUACUGUUUACUGGCGUAGGGACAUCGAAGCUAAAGCCAUGGAAGUGUGGGGCAGUAAGGAAAAUCUGCAGAAUGAGCUGGUUAAGCGGGAUGCUGAGCGCCGCCGUUACCAACAGAACAUCUUCACAGUGAAACGGGUGCUCAGAGACUACAGGAGGGAGCAGCGAACCAAACCUGAGUCCGUGCCCAAAGAUGCUGGACUCAUGAGCAGCACUGGCAAGGUGGUUCUGACUGCUGUGAUCAUCAACGCGUCCAACUUCCUCUUCAAGCUGUUCGCCUGGCUGUACACGGGCUCUCACAGCAUGUUCUCAGAAUGCAUCCAUUCGUUCGCAGACACAGCAAACCAGCUGAUCCUGUGCUUUGGCAUCCACAAGUCGGUGCAGCGGGCGGACAUGGACCACCCGUAUGGCUACAGCAACAUGCGCUAUGUUUCCUCACUCAUCUCAGGCGUGGGCAUCUUUUGCGUUGGAACUGGACUCUCGCUGUACCACGGUAUCACCGGCCUCAUGCACCCGCAGCCCACAGAGCCCUUCUUCUGGGCAUUCUUCAUCCUUGGUGGCUCUAUGGUGUCGGAGGGCGCCACUCUGCUGGUGGCGGUCAACUCGAUCAAGAAGGGCGCCAGGGAGACUGGCAUGACCUUCACUGAAUACGUGCUCAGGGGCCAAGACCCCAGCGUAAACGUAGUGUUACUCGAGGACCUAGCUGCCGUACUGGGUGUGGCCAUAGCAGGCACCUGCAUGGGCCUAACCGUCCACUAUGGGAGCCACAUUCCCGAUGCUGUGGGAUCGCUGCUGGUUGGCGGACUCCUUGGAACGGUGGCCUCGUUCAUCAUUUACACCAACACCGCAGCUCUGGUCGGUCGGUCUAUUCCUCAGGAGCGAAUUGACAAGAUCAACGCUGAGCUGGAGUCGGACGUGAUGGUGCGUGCCAUCCACGACGUUAAAGGUAUCGACAUGGGCAACAGUCUGGUGCGGUACAAAGCUGAGAUUGACUUCGACGGCGGGGAACUAGCCCGGUCCUACUUGGACAAGCAGGAGCUGAGCGCACUGUUGGAAGAGAUGCAACGGAUGACCACCAUCGAGGAAGUGGAAGCGUUUGUCCUGAAGCAUGGCGAGAACAUAGUCGACAUGCUCGGUGCUGAGAUAGAUCGAAUUGAAACAAAGCUGAGGAAAAAGCAUCCCGAGAUCAGGCACUGUGAUUUGGAAGUUUUGUAAAAUAAUAUUAUUGAUAAUGUUAUAUCCAGUUGUAUUAAAUGCAAUACAGAUAAAUGUUACAGGGGAGGAGUGUUCUUGAUUGUCUGGGCAAAUAAUAGAAAUUAUUGAUGCGAUAAUUAUUUACGCCAACAUUUUUGUUUUGUAAAUUUUUAGACUUUUAGGAACGACAUUCCUCCUCUACUGCUGGGUAUGUUUAACAUACAAUGUAAACGAGUGCAAAUAGAUGAUCAUUAUGGCUUCUAACUAUGAGCAAAAUUAAUUUUUUUCCUAGGAAUAUGAUAAAUUAAGCCACACAUUUGAGCUGCCCAAUAAUAAUUUAUUAAAAAUCA
This is a messenger RNA of Cloeon dipterum, 2327 nucleotides long. RefSeq names its product Zinc transporter 49B (gene ZnT49B). Gene Ontology annotation, biological process: intracellular zinc ion homeostasis; transmembrane transport; zinc ion transport. Gene Ontology annotation, molecular function: monoatomic cation transmembrane transporter activity. Lineage: Eukaryota; Metazoa; Arthropoda; Insecta; Ephemeroptera; Baetidae. Gene Ontology annotation, cellular component: membrane; endoplasmic reticulum. The transcript has 5 exons. Bases 370 to 1998 code for a protein of 542 amino acids. The record is from RefSeq and is a predicted model, not a curated record.